Molecule: messenger RNA, 1398 nt
Organism: Mus pahari (shrew mouse)
Lineage: Eukaryota; Metazoa; Chordata; Mammalia; Rodentia; Muridae
Product: protein Tex24-like
Exons: 5
Coding region: 1-1398 (465 amino acids)
Source: RefSeq, a predicted model, not a curated record
AUGUGUUCCCAAAGGCUGAAUUCCACCUUUCUGAAAGUGAUAAGACUACCGUUCACUGCCCGGAAUGAAAGAUCACUAGAACAAACCUCUGGACCGGCCACUAGAUCGGUAACCCAGGGGUUUAACGACCUCAGGGUUAUCCCAGAAAGUAGACCAGAUCUGGGCGAUCAGCAGUCAAAGAGUAGCCUGGCGGAGCUGCCUAGCGUCUCUCACGGCAAGAGGAGGAAACCAGAUCGUCUUCCUCGCCUUGUAAGCAGUGCUAGCAAGGCCCAUGUCCCUGACCCUAAUCUAAACUUGUCUAUAGUCUCCAAAAGGAUCUUUCAGGGCGAUUCUGUGGUCGAAGGCCCCGAGGACAGGCGGACAUUUGUUGGACACAGUGGCUUGCCAAAGAAGAGCGCCAAAGCAACGGUAGGGGAGGCCCAGGGGAAGAAGAGGGCAAUGGAGUUACUCAACAAGGCUAGGAAGCAAACCGACAAAAACUCCAACCUAAUAGACAUCAGACAACUCCCGAAGCAAGAGGCGUUUAUGAACAUAAACCCGUGCAAGAAAUAUCCGAAACAGCAACCAGUGAGCCUGGAGGAAUGGAGGAGGAGCCGUCUAGAGGUUGACAACACAGGACUCAUACAGUCACCAGAACGUUUCGGGUGCUGUGAAAGAAAGAAGGCACAUACUCAACUGUUGGAAAUAACUUCUCUACAGGCAGAAACCAAGCUCGAGCUCCUCAAGAGGAGGAGGAUGCAGCUCAUGGAGAUGUCCGCCAAAGCUCAUCAUGAUAGAGGACUCUGCGUAGAAAACGCAGUCUUCCUCAGCGGAGAGAACAUACAACUGUGUGCUCAAGAAAUCCAUCAGGGCGUUCCGGAAAGAAACAACUUAAAACCUAAGUCGAGGACAAAGGCGGAGGUCUGGGACCACACGGUCCAGGGAACCUCACUAGUUCUUACAGCUCGGGACCAUAGUUAUGUUCCACAACUUUCAAAAUAUACGAGUAACCAAUGGGGCUGUGCUGAAAUAUUUCAUUCCAGAGAUGGGCGAUGUACUGUGAACAGAGGAGGAAAAGAGAGACAGCAGUCAUUUUUUUCUGCGUCCUACUCGACACCGACUGCCAUCACCAUUUCUGACAAACAGCUGCACGUGCACAUCCUGGUAUGUGAAGGGGAAAGAGGCAUGGCCGAGGGUAGGAACCUGCUGGGGGAGAUCAAACCCACAGAGCAUAAUACAGGAAUUGAGGACCAGAUUACCUUCACCAAUGACAGAGCCUUCUUGGGCACGGAUGACAGUGACCCCCAACACACAGUGCUCCAGAUGAGAAUAGGACAGAGUUUCAAGAGCUCACUGGCUUUACACAUAUUCCACAUUAUAGCAAGAGUUGAAGAUGAGACAACCUCAGAGCAGCAUUAA